CUCCCCACCCAGCUCAGUGCACUGUGGGUGGGGCUGUUACUUUCACAGGACUUUGCUCUGACUCAGCCAGCCCCGGACACAGUGACUUCAACUUCCCGCUACUUUGGUACUUUCACUUUUGAAGCUUGCAGAAGGCCCAGGCAGGGAGGGGGCUCGGCCCAGGCCGGGGGGGCCGGCCCCAUCAAUUCAGCUACAAAUGUCACACAAGUAACGCUGAUGGGUCGGGUCUCAAACCCUCCGGCUCCGUGACCCGUGUGCGGAACUGGGUCUGCAGCCUCGGGAGGGGAGCUCUGGGCUCCGGAUCCCCAACUGCACGGCUCUGUCUGAGAUCUCCGGACACACGGCACUGAGGUCCCUUCAGAUGGGCUGUUAGCACCAAUGGGCCUCACUGAAGGGAGUCUCGGGAGACACUGGCACCUCCUGACUCUGAAUGUCAACCUGGCUGUGGGAAUGUCCCUGCAAACUCAGAGAUUUCUCUGUUCGUCUGAACACAGACUGGGACGCUGGCACAGAGCUGGGCUCCCUUUGUGACAGACCCAGCUACGAUGACGGGGAAGGUUCCCUCGUUCUCCCCCGGCUCCACAGUGAGCUCCGCUCUGCCCGGCUACGUCGCUCUCUGCCUCGCUCUACAGGUUCACAGGCUGGCGUCAGCAGAGUUCACAGUGACUGGACCUGAUCAUCCAAUCACUGCCACCCUAGGGGGUGAGGCCAUCCUGCCCUGCCACCUCUCCCCCAGGAUGAGCGCUGAGAACAUGGAGGUGAGGUGGUUCCGAUCCGAGUUCUCUGCAGUCGUGCACCUGUACCAUUAUGGGCAGGAUCAGUACGGAGAGCAGAUGCUGGAAUAUCGAGGAAGAACUGAGCUCCUGAAAGACAACAUCACCAAUGGGAGUGUUUCCCUGAAAAUACGUGAUAUCCGACCCUCUGACAAUGGACAAUACAAGUGUUUUUUUCAGUCCAGUGCCUCUUAUAAGGAUGCUUUUUUGGAACUGCAGUUGGCAGGUUUGGGCUCUGCUCCUGCCAUCUCUGUGGAGGGACAUCAGGACGGAGGGAUCCGGGUGGUGUGUCGAUCAGCUGGAUGGUACCCAGAGCCCAAGGCUCAGUGGAGAGACCUCCAGGGGAAGAUUUUACUAUCAGACUCUGCAAAAAUAUCCCCAGAGGCCAAUGGCCUGUUUCAAGCAGAGAUUGCCAUUGUUCUAACAGAAGAGUCCAACCAGAAAGUGUCCUGCUGUGUCAGGAACCUCCUUCUCAACCAGGAGAGAGAGUCAGAGAUUUCCAUAGCAGAGCUGUUUUUCCCACGAGUCAAUCCUGGGCUGGUGGCUCUGGGUGUGAUCCUGGCUGUCCUGGCUGUUCUCAUUCUCCUGGCCAGUUACUGCAUCUGGAGGCAGCACAGAGCAAAAGAGACGCUGCGAUCUGAAAUGGAGAGCGAGAAAGAGAUGCUGCGAUCUGAUCUGGAGAGCGAGAAAGCGGCGCAUCGUGCAGAGAAAGAUAAACUCCAGGCUGAGCUCAGGUGGAGACGUGCCCAGCUCUACGCAGUGGACGUGACUCUGGAUCCAGACACGGCAAAUCCCAAACUCAUCCUGUCUGAGGAUCGUAAACGUGUGAGAUGUGGACAUACACAACAGGAUCUGCCCGACAACCCUGAGAGAUUUAAUCCUUGUCCCUCCGUCCUGGGUGUUGAGGGGUUCGAGGGCGGGAGGCGUUACUGGGAGGUGGAGGUGGGAGACAAGACGAGAUGGGAUCUGGGGGUUUGUAGGGAAUCUGUGAGCAGGAAGGGAUGGGUCACAGCCACACCUGAGGAUGGAUUCUGGGUCGUGUGGCUGAGGGAGGAGGAAUACCAGGCCCUCACCUCCCCCCUGACCCCCCUCCCCGUGAGCGUCAGGCCCAGACGGGUGGGGAUUUUCCUGGACUAUGAGGCGGGCGAGGUCUCGUUUUACAAUGUGACUGACAGGUCCCAUCUCUUCACUUUCACUGACACCUUCUCCGGGACACUCCGCCCUUAUUUCUAUCCUGGUGUCAACACCUGGGGUACAAAUGCGACUCCCCUGAAAAUCUGCCCGGUCUCAGCUCAGACCGAAGGGAAUCUCUGUCCCUGACAGUGACCCCGCGGCACAGACUGGCCCCUUCCAAUGUUGCUGCUCUUCCCACCCUCCCCUCCGCCAGUGGUGGGGGCCAGGUACUGCAGCAACUGGACUUUCUGUGCUGACCGGAUGCUGCCAGUUUCCCUUUUCAACUGGAGCCUCCAGUCAAAAACCAGACACCUGAGAACCCCCAGCCCCCACCUUCCCCGUCCCCUGCCCCAGGGGUAGCAGAUGGUGGGGGAUGGGGUCAGAAUUUUCUACCCCUGAGCAGAGUCUGAGGGGAGGCACAUCACAUGGCAUUGCUAGGACUCCUUUUUGUUUUAAACAUGAUGUGUGAUGAACAUUUUCAAUGUCAUAAUUCAGUUUUGAAGAUUUAGUCACAAUAUGCCAUUCAUGGCAUGUGCCCUACACUUACCUUGAUUAUUUGAAAAUAAAUAUCCUAAAACUAUCUUU
Molecule: messenger RNA, 2531 nt
Organism: Mauremys reevesii (Reeves's turtle)
Lineage: Eukaryota; Metazoa; Chordata; Testudines; Geoemydidae
Product: butyrophilin subfamily 1 member A1-like
Exons: 12
Coding region: 546-2093 (515 amino acids)
Biological process (GO): T cell receptor signaling pathway; regulation of cytokine production
Cellular component (GO): external side of plasma membrane
Molecular function (GO): signaling receptor binding
Source: RefSeq, a predicted model, not a curated record